AAUACGGCUUGCAUGUCAUCCAGAAAUCGAACCUUUUGGGAAUUAGCCCAAAUCUCCGGUUUCUUAUUUAAAGGUUUGCCGAGCUCAGUUGGAAAUUAAAUAUUCUUUCUUUUCUUUUCAUACAAACACACACACGUAAAAUGAGUGAUAUCAUCGUCCCCGGUCUCAAGUCCUCUGAACUCAUUGCCGAAUUGAGCAAGGCUUUCGAGCAGUUCUCUCCUGAGGAGCGCGCCAAGUUGAUCAAGCAGGUCAACGGUGUUUUCCAGUUCGUCAUCAAGGGCAAGGACGGUAAGGAGGAAAUCUUCACUGUCGAUGUCAAGAAGGAGGGCAAGGUCAUGCGCGGCAAGGGUCCCCAGAAGGCUGAUGCUAUCUUGUCCUUGAAGGACGAUGACUUUGUUGCCUUGGCCACUGGCAAGCUCAACGGUCAAAAGGCCUACAUGAGCGGCAAACUCAAGAUUAAGGGCCAGAUUAUGCUUGCUAUGAAGUUGGACAAUGUCUUCAAGUCGGUCAACCCUACUGCCAAGUUGUAAAUUUUUCUCCUACGUCACUUUCAGUUCUUCUCCAUUCCACUCAUCACUACAUUACCAACACCAUUCCCGCAACAACAAUAACAACUUUAUUACACGCUCUGUUAUACUAUUUGCUUUAUUUGUAAAACUCCACACGUUUGUCUGACUAGAAAAUAAAAUGCCUGUUUUCGUUUGUAUAAACAUCUCGUAACACACGCAUACUCCAGCACACCAGUGGUUUUUUGCUAUUCUCGCUCUUGUCGAUAUGCAAGGCUGCAUACAGGG
Zychaea mexicana is the source of this 794-nucleotide messenger RNA. RefSeq names its product SCP2 sterol-binding domain-containing protein. Bases 141 to 530 code for a protein of 129 amino acids. Gene Ontology annotation, cellular component: cytosol. NCBI's taxonomy places the organism in Eukaryota, Fungi, Mucoromycota, Mucoromycetes, Mucorales, Lichtheimiaceae. The record is from RefSeq and is a predicted model, not a curated record. The transcript has 3 exons.